CAAUCCCACUUCUCUCUCACUCUUUUGAAUUUCUAGAGGUAGAGAGAGAAGAGUCUUUGGGAUUAGGCGAUUAGCCUCUUGAACCUUGAAAUUCAAAUCCAUUAUCAUCACCACCACCACACCACCAUUUUCAGCAUUUGAAAUUGAAAUCAAAUCCUCCAUGUUUGUUAUCUCAUUUUCCUUGUAUUUGUGUCCUGCAUUCAACUGCUGAUGCAUUGAGAGGCUCUUCAUUGAUAUCUAAUUCCAUUUAAACCCCCUUAAUUGACAAACCGUUUUCAAUGGUCUCCAACAUUAUUUUACGCGUUUUUUUUCCCAAUUCUUUUCUCUGUUUCUCAGCUGUCGUUACAUAAAAAACAAAGAGAAGCUUCGCAAAUUGAACGAACCCCAUUUAUUUAAUGAUGUGAAUUUCCUCAAAUUGUGGCUUCUUUUGUCAUCCAAUAUCAACCGAAAACCCACUUCUACCCAGAAAUCCAGCUCAUAUACCCACGACUGUUGUUAUAGGAUAUUGUUGUUUUCCCGUUUAAAGACUUGAUUUUGAUUGUGUAUUUCUUCGUUUACGAUUGUUUUUUGGCCUUCUGUUGGGUUUUCUUCGUUUUGGUUUAAUGGGUUGCGCCAAUUCGAAGCAAAAACGAUGCAGGCACUGCCAGAGCCCGUACUCGCCGGUGCCCAGAAGCUAUUCGAUGAAUGUCCACCACCCACCGGAGAAGAAAGGGGAUAGCUAUCAUAUUGUGGCGCUUACCUCCACCACUCUCGGGUCUCUCAAGCUCGAUCAAUCCAAUCAAAACAGUCAUGUUGAUACCAAAAUCAUCGCCAGCGGUGGUGGUUCUCCGAUGAACGGUAAUUGCAAUGGCGAGGUGAUUAAGAUUGUUGUGGAUGAUGAUAAAGAGGAAGAGAAGAAGGACUUCUCAAUGGGUCUAAUUGAGGCCAAGACUUGGUCCGAUAUGAUCCAAGAGAAAAUCCCAAAAGUGAUUCCAAAGACACCGAUCAUGACUCCACCUGGAGAACCAGAGACUAUCAAUACAUGGGAGCUAAUGGAGGGUCUUGAAGACAAAAGUCCAUUCCGAUCGCCUAAUCACUUCAGGAGUUUCUCUUUCAAUGUCGCACAUGAUCCAAAUACUGCUCAAUUAGAUAGCCCCAAUUCGAGAUUUCAACAAGUAAAUGGCACGGCAUCAGUGAAGCCUGUUUGGGUUCAACUGUCUGAUGAAGUUUCAAAAUCAGGCACUCUAGUUCAAGAAUUUGAUCCGGAAGUGAUAUCUGAGUUUAGGAAAUCGCUACAAGAGCUUAAUCCUGCUCACCCAUUUUACAUUAAGCCUUCUGAUGUUGAAAAACAACCGGCUUUGCCCCUCGAUGGCAUGUCAUUUGAUAUGAAUUGUGAUGCAAAGAAGGUAAAUGGGGUGAUUAUGGAUUAUAAAUGCGCAAAGGAGAAGGAGAAGGUGAUUGUAUAUUUUACGAGCCUAAGAGGGGUUCGUAGGACGUAUGAGGAUUGUUGCCAUGUGAGGGUGAUCCUAAAAGGCCUUGGAGUUCGAGUUGAUGAGCGAGAUGUAUCGAUGCAUUCGGGGUUCAAGGAGGAGCUGAGGGAACUAUUAGGAGAUGGGUUUAGUGCAGGUGCAUUGCCAAGAGUGUUUGUGGGGAGAAAGUACAUUGGUGGAGCUGAAGAAAUUCGAAGAAUGCACGAGGAAGGGGAGCUAGAGAAGGUUGUUGAAGGGUGUGAAAUGGUGGAUGACGGUGGUGGAGGUGCUAACGGAGCUUGUGAGGCAUGUGGGGAUGUAAGGUUUGUGCCUUGUGAGACAUGUUCAGGGAGUUGCAAGAUUUACUAUGCAAGUGAUGAAGAAGACGACGAGGAAGAAGAAGAAGAAGUAAGUGAUGAGGGCGAAUUCGGGUUUCAUCGUUGCCCUGAUUGUAACGAGAACGGACUUAUACGCUGCCCCAUCUGCUGCUACUAAAUUUCUCAGUUUCUAUAAAACACACACUUUGUUCUUUCUGGGUUUUCUUUGUGAGUUGUUUGGUGUACAGUGAGGAGUUCUGGUAUCUAUGUUAAUGAAGCGGGACUCAGAAAGCCAUUAGCAUUCUUCCUGGGUUUCUUGGUUAAAGAAACUUAGAUGCAUUUUUCCGAUUGUAUCAUUCAAAGCAUAUAUUAAGAAUGUAAGAUGUAAAAGUGCAUUUCCACCUUGGAAAUCAUACAUUUUGUAAUCUUAGAUUGAAAUCCAACUUCCAAUAGUGCCUCUAUGUAUGAUUUUCCACUGAAAUAAUUGAAUCAAGGGGAUUCCAUUACUUCA
Molecule: messenger RNA, 2276 nt
Organism: Tripterygium wilfordii
Lineage: Eukaryota; Viridiplantae; Streptophyta; Magnoliopsida; Celastrales; Celastraceae
Exons: 1
Coding region: 603-1943 (446 amino acids)
Source: RefSeq, a predicted model, not a curated record